AAAAUUCCGGUCCCUUUCCGCAUCGAUAUUUGAGUCAAAUGACGUUCUUUUUAUUAGACAAACGUCAAAAUCAGUCGUACAUUUUUGCAAUUCUACUUGGCCGAAUAUUUCAUAAAAAGGAAAAUUAAUCGUAAAAACAGCAGAUAUAAUUAUUAGCGGAUUUUUAUAGACAUUAUAUUACAUACAUUUUGUUUUAACAAUAGUAGUUCAUUUGAUGUUAUAAAUUGCUAGAAAAUAUAAACAAAAUGGAAACGUCAUCUGUUCUAUGUUGUGGAUUUUAUUUCCCAUAACAUUGAGAACGAAUAUACAACAUAUAAUACGUUGUACGUGUUGGAUUAUUGAAAGUCGAUAACCAAAAGUGCAAUGCGUAGUGACCUGUGAAUCUGAUGCGCCACAAAUAUGAAUUGGUUCGAUACUUCGGGUUUGACAAGUCUCGCGAAAACGGCUCUGAAAGAAGCCCAGAAAACCAUCGAUAAAGCCCUGGAUAUUCAAGACGAGAGCGGUGAAGAGACAGAGAAUGAGUCCUCCGCCCAAAACGUGGGAAAAUCUUCACCAGGUAACAGUAGUGCUGCCGAAAAAGACAACUCAGAUUUCUUUGCUUCAUGGGGGUUGACGGUGAGCGCUGAGAGUUCUAAAGAUGAACCAAUCAAGGAACAGCCUGUGGUCACCGAGAGCCCUUCUAAAGCGACGUCCCAAAGCCUUUGGGGGUCUUUCGCGGGCUCGUUUUUCGAACAGCCUAAAGACAAUGAACCUGAUACUGCCAUAGUAAAACCCCCUAAAGCUAAAUCUAUGAAUUUAAUUUCUGAUGUCAAAUACGGCAGUCAAGAUGAUUUGUUUUCUAAAAGCCAGCUUGUUAUGUCUGAUGGGGCAGAGGGAUUAGAAAAGAAAAUACAGUGUAGUAAAGAUGAUGUCGGGAAAGAUGAUAGGCGUUCAUCAACAAGGUCAAACAGACUUUCUCUAAUGUCAAGUAGGAACAGUUCUGAUUCUGUUGAGGUGUUGUCUCAGAGUAUGAAAACUACUCCGGAUUCGGAGGCUGCGUCCGGGCAAUCCAUGUCCCAUAGCAGCAGUGUUGGCCAAAAACUUAAUUCUGAUUCAGUCGAAGUGCUGCCAGACAGCCUUGUGAGCCCAAGUUCUAUUGAAUGCCUUGGUUUCGGUAGUUACUCUAGUGACAAAAACAGUAGCACAUCAUCUAAUCUUUCUCCAGGUGAUGUAAGUGACAAGAAAACAACUACAAUAGGUGAACAUACGGAAAGGCCAGAAACUGCUGACAGCGUGAGCUUGGUGGCAGAUGAUGAUGAAGACACUAUGUCAUACAACUCUGUAUCUGAGUGCACUGCACCUACAGUCUUAGAUACUGAUGACAAACCAGUUAGUCCAUUUCAAAAACCAAUAAGAGCUGAACCAAAAAAAGGAAUUGAUAAAGAUUUCAUUCAUUUGGAGCAGUCUUUGUCCCAGAAGAUGCAAUUCAGUGAGAAUUCUUCUAAUGAUGGGUCCUGGUCGGACAGGACAUUGAAUGCAGAUAGCGACAGUAUUACUCUAGAGACUGCAGAAGAACAGAAUAAGAAAAGUGAAGAAGAACUAUUGAUGGAAAGACUAAGUGAUUCCUCAUCAUUCUACGAUGUGAAUGUGACUGCAGAAAUGUCUAGAUCUGAUACAUCAGCCUUUGUGAAUAUCGAGAGGAACCAGUGUGAUGCGCCUGGCAGCAGUGACUCUUCUCAGAAAGAAUGCAGCGUGAAGGAGAGAACAUCGCCCAUAAGUUCUGACAGUAAAAGUGAUUUAGUCAAAAUUGGUUCUGACAGAACGUCGGGGCAUACUUCUGGUGACGAGUUAGAGACAACAACUUCGUCUGAUAUUGAGAUAAUUCCUAGUCCAAAUGGUGACAGCCAUGGGUACAGAAGCAGCCCCACCAAGUAUGCUUUUAAGGGGAAGUUUGAUGGAACUACAUCUCCAAAUUUAGUUGAUUUAGUGUUGGGAAAGUCUCUAGCUACGAAGAUAAGGGGCCACAAUCGAGAGUUAUCUGAAGCAUCUGUGCAGAGUAAUACGAGCGACGAAAGCCAGUGUUCCGAGACUGAUCGUUUGAUGCGGAGGUUGUGCGAGAUGGCGGAGAUUUUGGAAUCACGGGAGAGCAGGCUGAUGGAAGUGAGUCGGAGCAAUGCGGAGCUGGCGGAGAACAACGCGGAUUUGAAGACGCAGGUGGAGUCUUUGCUGGCUAAACAUGAGGGUGGUGAUAUUUCUAUGAUCACUGAAGAUUAUACUCAGAGGAUGUCUGCUUUGGAGAAGAAGUUCCAACAGGCUAUUAGAGAAAAGGACCAGCUAAGGAAACAGCUUGACUCAUUGAAGUCCGAGUCUUCGUCCCGCAAGAACUCCUCGGAAAUGGAGAACGCGCUGAAAGAGAAAGAUGACGUCAUCGCCCAGCUGCAAGAGGAGGGGGAGAAGCUGGCCAAGCAGCAGCUGCAGCACUCCAACAUCAUCAAGAAGCUGCGCGCCAAGGAGAAGGAUAACGAGCAAGUCAUCAAGAGUAUGAGGGACAAGAUAGCAGAACAGUCAGCGGAGAUGGACCGGCUGAAGCGGUCGAUGGCAGCGAAGGAGGAGCUGGAAGUGAACCAGAUUGAAGCCGUGUACCGUCUCACCACGGCCAAUAAGAAGUUGGAGACUGAGCUGUUGGAGACAAAAAGCCAACUAGAAGACACCACGUCCCGCCUGGAAACUACACGUAGUUCCCUUGAAGUGGCUCGCCGGGAGCUGACCGAGCUUCAGCGCGGCGCCACCGAGGUGUUCCGGCUGCGGGCCGCCAACGCGAGGCUGGAGGAGGAAGCUGGUGCCGAGAGGCAGGCGGCCGAGACCCUCAGGCAUGAGCUGCAGCAGCUGCGGGCCGAGAUGGUCAAUGAGCAGAGCCGCGCGGCCGGCCGCGAGGAGGCGCUGCGGCGCGCGGCGGACGAGGCGCGCGAGCAGCUGGCGCUGGCCACGCGCGACUCGCCGCAGCUCAUGCGCGACGAGGGCGUGGCGACGCUGCUGUGCCAGCUGGCGGCGCUGCAGCGCGCGGCGCUGGACCGCGACGCCAACUACCACAACUACGUGGGCGCCGUCGCCGACAAGCUCAACGCAGCUGACGCCAGGAUAGCCAAAGCCACGGAGAACGAGCGCGUGGCUCGCGAGCAGAACGAGCAGCUGCGCCUGCACAUCUCCAGCCUGCAGCAGAGACUCCGCGACGGAGACGCUCUGGCCGACAGGAUCCGAGCGCUGGCAGCAGCUGCGGGAGACGGAGUGUUCGCUGGCCAGGUGAGCUCCAGCAGGAGGUGGCACAUCUCCAGCCUGCAGCAGAGACUCCGCGACGGAGACGCUCUGGCCGACAGGAUCCGAGCGCUGGAGCAGCAGCUGCGGGAGACGGAGUGUUCGCUGGCCAGCAAAACCCAGGAGCUGGAAGAAGCCAAGGCCUCGUGGGCCGCGGAGGAGGCGGCGCUGCGGCAGGGCGCGGCGCGGCUCGAGGCCGAGCUGCGGGAGCAGGGCGCCGCGCUGGCGGCCGAGAGGAACCGCGCCGCCAUUCUGCAGGAGCAGCUGACCCGCGGCGAGCCGUCCCCGCCGCCGUCCGUGGCGUCCGACUCGCUGUCCAACUCCAUGUGGCCGCUCGAGGACGUGCCGGGCCCCGCGCCGGCGCCCGCCGUGUGCGCGCUCAGCGUGGAGGACACUCUGUCCACCCUCACGAGGAGGGACGGGGAGCUGCGGGCGCAGGCCGGCACCAUCGCCGCGCUGCUGGGCGAGCGGGAGCGGCUGCGGGCGCUGCUGGCCGCGCUGCAGGCCAGGCUGGACCUCUACCAGGGCAUCCAAGAGCAAUACGACGCGCUGCUGCAGAUGUACGGCGAGAAGGAGGAGCAGCUGUCGGAGCUGCGGCUGGACCUGCAGGACGUGACGCAGCUGUACAAGCAGCAGCUGGACGAGCUCAUCGCGCUCCGCCAGCACAGGUAGCUCCGGUAGCUCGCGCCGCUCAUACUAGUGUGUACGAAGCGGAAAAUUUACAAUUAUUUGCCUAAUUUUUCCGAUUCAUAACUCUUGUUCAGAACCGCCUCCAAUUGAUACCCUCCUUUUUUGAAGUCGGUUAAAUUUCUUCAACCUUCUCCUAAGUCCAAUGAGCAUUUUCUGAAAAACCGCAUCAAAAUCGGUUUGGAGGUUGUUAAAAGGGAAAAUUAAAAAUAUUUUUGAGUCUGGAGUAUUUCUAUGUUGGAUAUGUUGCUAAUAUGAAGCGCUACCAUGAGCGUCUUGGAUACUAAAAACUAUAUUUGAUAAAAAUGGCCGUCGAGUUGUGAGUGCGAGUUUUUGGAAUUCUUGACUAUGUGAAUCAUGAUAACGUACUCUGUGAAUUCUUGAUUUUUUGUGAUAUAAAUCAUUCGAGUAUGUUAACUUCGGCAGUUUCAUAAGAACAAGACAAGCAUUAGCGCCAAAAUGGCUUAAAACGAUCAUUUGUCGCCAGUGUGAAGUCGAGAGUAUAUUAUUGAGGUCAGUCUGCUAUGCCGUGCGGCAGUGACUUGCGGAAUUAACUGAAUGUCUAUGAUAAAUAUCAUUUAAAUUAAUGAUUAAUACGAGUAACUUAAGACUAGCCUGUAAUUUUUUAUUAUUUUGGAAAUUACAGGGAAGACAAUCUAUAUGUCUAUAUGAUAUGCGUGCACGUCACUGCCAUACGAUUACAAAUUAAGUUUCUGUGAAAUAUCACAAAUUUCAAAAAUUGAAUUCAUUCCACUUUUAAAUAAAUGUAUAACCCAAUUAUAACUCAUGAAUUAAUAGUAGCCAAUUAAAUAGUUUUUCCUUCAGAAAUAAAGGAUUUUAAGGUUUUAAAAGAAGGUAAACGAAAUUACAACGUCUAAAAUCCAGCCAAUGGCGUGCCACCACAGAUAAAAAACAUUUCAUCGAUUGGCGGAAUGGAUUGGUGUUAUCGAACCUUCUUUUAAAUACCCUAAAUAUAGACUGUAGGUACUGCUUACUUAAUUGCUAUUUCAUUACAGGUGUACGUAGUAUUUAGAUGAAGGGCAAUAUGUAUCCUUAGAAUAAUCACUCAUUAUCACUCAAUUUUUGAAUGUCAGUUUAAAAAACUUAUGUAUUACGGUCCGUGUGAAAGUUCCUUAAGUCAGUCAUGCCAUCAUUUAGUCUGUUAUUUUAGUCAUUAUGGAUUUAUUACGUUAAUGGUGUAAAGGUACAGAUAUACAUACGCAAGAGUGUUUUGCUGGAAAUAAAAAUACAGAAAACUUGAAAAUAAAUUGAUGAUUGUGUUUGUACAUCUGUACCGUGAUACAUAAAUGAUAUAUAUUUGGUGCUUGGCAGGUGUAAUUAUAUUUAUUUGGCCAAUCUCGGGUGAUGUUUUAGAUUUAUAAUGUGUUAUUAUGUAUAUUGUUAUUAUUUGUGCCGUCUUCUCCCGAUUGAGCAUUUGUCUGUAAUAAUUUCUGACAUUUAUUCCCAGAAUAAGUAAUUUUAAUGUUUAAACUAAGUAGUUAAGGUAUACAUGUCUGAAUGUCGAUUCAAAAUCAAUUAGAGGAAAUAGUUGUAACCUUUGACUUAUUAAUGUAUGAAUGUCCGCAUUACCUGGUAAAUUACAUUGAAUGUAUAUGUAAAGACUUUUUAUCCUUAUUAUUAAUUGCGAAAUUGUCAUUGUGUUACUUUUCAUGAUCAAUCACCGAUCCGAUUAAAUUAAAUACAAAGAUAGUCCGAAGUCAUGGAAAGUCUUAAUCUUAAUAAAUAAAUAAAUGCUGCAUUCGAGCGCAAUAUUGAUUCACCGAUUUGUUGUGCCUUUUGGCCUAAAAUGUUGUAUUUACUUUAUAAUGUUUUAAACCAGUGUUCUGUACCUGGACAAAGGCUUAUAUCAUAUAAUACACUGCCGCGGACAGGAAUUUGUAUUUGUACUUAUUCUCAAUGGGUGUUUUAAAAAUCAUAGCAUUUUACAAUUCAUUCAUAUGUAGUACGUAGUUAUAUGCUUUUUGGAAAUUGCAAUGUCAUUCUAUCUGUUGUAGCAUUAACCCUGUUAAAGGCGGUUGGUAUGGGUAAACGUUUAGUGGCUUUUCAGUCUGGUAGGGAAUGGUAUGUACUGUGGUAUUGUAACAUAGCUUGUGAUGAGAUAACUAUACAAUGAUGAAUGAGAUUAUGAUAUCAUGAUAAAGUGAUAGGAUUGUUACAGACUGUUCUGGGAAGACUGUGAGAUAUUGUUGGCUAAUUUAGUAUCUUAAUAUAGAUAAUGAAUAUAAUUCUAAUUUAUCAAUCGCUAUACCAAAUUUUGGAAAUAUGUGUAUCAUUUAUUUCUCAAAUAAAGUUAUGUAAAUAUA
Molecule: messenger RNA, 6302 nt
Organism: Amyelois transitella
Lineage: Eukaryota; Metazoa; Arthropoda; Insecta; Lepidoptera; Pyralidae
Gene: Tmf
Product: TATA element modulatory factor
Cellular component (GO): endoplasmic reticulum; Golgi apparatus
Source: RefSeq, a predicted model, not a curated record